CAGAAGUAAUUCGCCGAAACCGGAAGUAAUUCAAAUUGUCGGCGUGUGAUUACCUCCCUCCUCGCACUUCUUUAAGAUCGCACUUUUACACACAGAUAAACUAAUUUCCUCUUUAAAAUACAUUCGUUUUGUUAGCUAAAUUACCGCGGAGAUGUGCACCCAAACGAAAGCGGCCUCCCGCAUGGUGAACAUCCCGCAGGCAGACAUCGAUCCCUCCGGCGUGUUCAAGUAUGUUCUCAUCAGGGUCCACAGCAAGGAGCAGGAGGACGAUACGGAGGUCGACAUAGUCCGCGGUUACGGCUGGGCCGAGUUCCACGCGGAUAUCUAUGAUAAGGUUUCAGAGGAGCUUGAAAAGGACGGACUCCUGGACUGUGAGUGUGUAGGAGGGGGCAGGAUCAGACAUGACGCCCAGGCCAAGAAGAUCCACGUUUACGGCUACUCUAUAGGAUUUGGAAGAGCAAACCACGCCGUGACCACUGAGAAACUAAAAAAUCAGUAUCCAGACUAUGAGGUGACCUGGGAUAAUGAAGGGUACUGAAAUAAAAACAUACUUGACACUU
Messenger RNA from Nerophis ophidion (straightnose pipefish), 560 nucleotides. RefSeq names its product phosphohistidine phosphatase 1 (gene phpt1). Gene Ontology annotation, biological process: peptidyl-histidine dephosphorylation. The transcript has 3 exons. Gene Ontology annotation, molecular function: protein histidine phosphatase activity. NCBI's taxonomy places the organism in Eukaryota, Metazoa, Chordata, Actinopteri, Syngnathiformes, Syngnathidae. Gene Ontology annotation, cellular component: cytosol. The record is from RefSeq and is a predicted model, not a curated record. The coding region runs from base 152 to 538 and encodes 128 amino acids.